AUGACUAAGACCCCCAACACUAUAAUCACACAUGACUUAGACCCCAGCACAAUCUUUACUCAUGACUUUGAUCCCGGCAGUAGCUUUACACACGACCUGGACCCCAGCAUUAUCUUCACAUGUGACUUGGACCCCAGCACUAUCUUCACACAUGACCUGGACCCCAGCACUAUCUUCACACAUGACCUGGACCCCAGUACAAUCUUUACUCAUGACUUUGAUCCCGGCAGUAGCUUUACACACGACCUGGACCCCAGCAUUAUCUUCACAUGUGACUUGGACCCCAGCACUAUCUUCACACAUGACCUGGACCCCAGCACUAUCUUCACACAUGACCUGGACCCCAGCACUAUCUUCACACAUGACCUGGACCCCAGCACUAUCUUCACACAUGACCUGGACCCCAGCACUAUCUUCACACAUGACCUGGACCCCAGCACUAUCUUCACACAUGACCUGGACCCCAGCACUAUCUUCACACAUGACCUGGACCCCAGCACUAUCUUCACACAUGACCUGGACCCCAGCACUAUCUUCACACAUGACCUGGACCCCAGCACUAUCUUCACACAUGACCUGGACCCCAGCACUAUCUUCACACAUGACCUGGACCCCAGCACUAUCUUCACACAUGACCUGGACCCCAGCACUAUCUUCACACAUGACCUGGACCCCAGCACUAUCUUCACACAUGACCUGCACCACAGCACUAUCUUCACACAUGACCUGGACCCCAGCACUAUCUUCACACAUGACCUGGACCCCAGCACUAUCUUCACACAUGACCUGGACCCCAGCACUAUCUUCACACAUGACCUGGACCCCAGCACUAUCUUCACACAUGACCUGGACCCCAGCACUAUCUUCACACAUGACCUGGACCCCAGCACUAUCUUCACACAUGACCUGGACCCCAGCACUAUCUUCACACAUGACCUGCACCACAGCACUAUCUUCACACAUGACCUGGACCCCAGCACUAUCUUCACACAUGACCUGCACCACAGCACUAUCUUCACACAUGACCUGGACCCCUGCACUAUCUUCACACAUGACCUGGACCACAGCACUAUCUUCUCACAUGACCUGGACCCCAGCACUAUCUUCACACAUGACCUGGACCCCAGCACUAUCUUCACACAUGACCUGGACCUCAGAACUAUCUUCACACAUGACCUGGACCCCAGCACUAUCUUCACGAAUGACUUACGGAAAAAUAUCCACUCACGUUAA
Messenger RNA from Procambarus clarkii (red swamp crayfish), 1233 nucleotides. The record is from RefSeq and is a predicted model, not a curated record. Lineage: Eukaryota; Metazoa; Arthropoda; Malacostraca; Decapoda; Cambaridae.